This is a messenger RNA of Harpegnathos saltator (Jerdon's jumping ant), 555 nucleotides long. RefSeq lists its product as uncharacterized. The record is from RefSeq and is a predicted model, not a curated record. The coding region runs from base 1 to 555 and encodes 184 amino acids. NCBI's taxonomy places the organism in Eukaryota, Metazoa, Arthropoda, Insecta, Hymenoptera, Formicidae. The transcript has a single exon.
AUGUGGGAAGCCGGCAUCAAAUGCGUGAAACACCACGUGCGUCACGUACUGCGAAACAAUUCUCUCACGUUUGAGGAGUACACGACGCUGCUCUGUCGGAUCGAAGCCUGUCUCAAUUCGCGAUCGAUCGAGCCAAUGUUCGACUCGUUCGACGAUUACGAGCCGCUCACGCCCGGUCAUUUGCUCGUCGGAUCCGAUAUCGGUCUGCCUUCGCCGUCGACUCUCCACAUCUCGGAAAAUCGCCUGACGCGUUGGCAACUCGUGCGGCAUCUAACCGAGCGGUUUUGGCGGGUGUGGUAUCACGAUUACGUGAACACGCUGCAACAACGAGGAAAGUGGAGGAAGGUGCAGCCGUCUGUCAAUGUCGGACAACUGAUCUUGAUCCGCAAUUCAACCUUGCCGCCGUGCAAGUGGGAAUUGAGGCGAGUGACUCAGUGUCACCCCGAUCCCGACAGGCUCACCCGUGUGGUUACCGUCCGCACCGCGAAUUCCACCCUUCAACGGCCGAUCGUCAAAAUAUGCCUGCUGCCAAUCAAUUGCGAGAUCGAAGAGUGA